This is a messenger RNA of Trichophyton benhamiae CBS 112371, 1620 nucleotides long. RefSeq lists its product as uncharacterized. The coding region runs from base 1 to 1620 and encodes 539 amino acids. The record is from RefSeq and is a predicted model, not a curated record. Lineage: Eukaryota; Fungi; Ascomycota; Eurotiomycetes; Onygenales; Arthrodermataceae. The transcript has 2 exons.
AUGACAACUGCGAUAUUUGACUGGAAGAGAAGAAAGAAGAUGAAGCUGAAGAAUGAAGAUAUUGGAAAAGCGACUUGGGAGUCUUUCUUUUGCUUCCAGGAUGAUUUCGUUUGCUUUGGGGCGAGUUUCGCGAUGGACACGGAGAAGCUUUCUUCCGUAAGCGAGGUGAUUGGAAGCCGGCCUGGGGAGAGACGGGACGAUCAUGAAGACGAUGUCGAGGGCCGAGGACGAAGAAGAGGAAGACGACGAUAUAGCCGUGCAAGAGUAUACAGAAAGGAGCUGAACAACGACAACGACGACGACGACGACAACGAGAACAAGACCAGACAGAAGACAUCUACAGCCACAGGCACCAUGACGAUGAAGAGAUACUUCACCUCGCUGGCAAGAAAGAUCCAUCCGCCGCUGCCCAAGACCUCCCGCGAGUCCCAGCAGCUGCUCAACCUGCUCACCUCGUCCUUCCGGCGGCAUCUCGACAGCAGACACCCCCCCGUCAGCUCGCCGGACAGCAGCAGCAACCCGCCAGACGCGGCCGGCAGGGCUGGUGGGAGCAGCAAGGCCGAUGCCCGGCCUACAGCCACGGAGAGACAUCUAAACUCGAUCCUCGAGCAUCCCUUGUUCAACACAGUGCCGUCGACGCUGGGAGCCCGGGAUAUACGGAACGGGAAGCAGAUACAAGAUGACCCCCUCGGAGCGUUGGACGAUGCCAUGGCCUCCGGGAGGGCUGACAGCCAGUUGCUGCAUGACUGUCUCAAGGCUCACAGGUCGUCUCUGCGUAGCAUGUCCGAUGAAGAGGCGCUUAAGGUGCUGAAGAAGUCUGGAGGCGGUUCACGCAUCAUCUCCUGGUUCAUGGCCGCGGACAGUGAGUCCAAGAAGCGGUUCUUUGGCAAUAGACACACCAUGGCGCUGGCAAUGCCCUAUCUGGCUGUUGAGAGACGCCAGCGUACCGUGAUUGACUGGCUACAGCUUGCUAGAGCCUACCGUCCCGCCCACAGACAGCCGAAGCACGCUGACGACGGGAGCUUCCUCGAGUUCAACAUCAUGUACGAGUACGUUGCUGCAGAAGUCAAGUACGGCAGAGGCGGGAUCAAUGAUGCCCUUGCUUUCUUCAUACGAGCCUCAGAUGCCUCCUGGAGAUGCGAGAUAGUCGAGCCAGGCAGCCAUGCAGUGCCUACAUACCCUUUCCGUCCGACGGCGUACUACCUUGCCCAGUGGAUUUCAGCUCCAGAGCAUGCCUCAGCUGUAGAAAACAUCCGGCCGGAGCUGUUCAACGCUUUCUAUUCCAUUUGUCUCUUACUUCCGAACCGGCUCUGGGCUGCCUUCUUGCCCGUUUAUCACCCCACUGAACCUAAUGUCACGUCCUCGCUUGAAUAUAUCCGGAACUAUAAGAGGUCGGAUCGUGAUAACAUCGAACGCUUGCUCCAUCUUUCGUUCCGGCUGGCUUCGUUGUGCCUUGAGCAGAAACAAUACGCUGCUGCAUCAGAAGUGAUCAGCUUUACCAAGGACCUCCUCCCGGAUGAUACGGCAACCCAGUCUACCAACAGGCAACGGCAGCAGAAACAACAAAGCCAUCAAGUGGUUUCAGCCAGUGACCUUGUUUCCAGGCUAUCGUUUACUUGA